Molecule: messenger RNA, 186 nt
Organism: Culex pipiens pallens (northern house mosquito)
Lineage: Eukaryota; Metazoa; Arthropoda; Insecta; Diptera; Culicidae
Exons: 3
Source: RefSeq, a predicted model, not a curated record
ACACAAUCAUCAACUCAAUCUCACAACAACUCACAUCCAAUCUCACUCAACUCAACAACACAACAUCUCACACAACUCAUCACUCAACACUCACACAACUCACAACAAUCUCACUCACAACUCAAUCAACUCACUAAUCUCACAAACUCCACCACCUCCAUCACCACCUCACCUCCACACUCAAAC